Messenger RNA from Beta vulgaris subsp. vulgaris (sugar beet), 1041 nucleotides. RefSeq lists its product as uncharacterized. NCBI's taxonomy places the organism in Eukaryota, Viridiplantae, Streptophyta, Magnoliopsida, Caryophyllales, Amaranthaceae. The coding region runs from base 1 to 1041 and encodes 346 amino acids. The transcript has a single exon. The record is from RefSeq and is a predicted model, not a curated record.
AUGCUACAUCAACUUGACAUCAACAAUGCUUUUCUUCAUGGGCAUUUAGAAGAGCAUGUGUAUCUAAAACCACCUGCUGGUUAUGAAGGAGUUACUGCAGGGAAAGUUUGCAAACUCAAGAAAAGCUUGUAUGGGUUAAAACAAGCCUCCAGAUGCUGGAACUUAGAACUCAAAAAGGUAUUAUUGGGACAUGACUUCAAGCAGUGUGAGAGAGAUCACUCCUUGUUUGUUAGAUACAAGGGCCACAAAUGUUGCAUCAUUUUAGUAUAUGUGGAUGAUUUAUUGCUAACAGGAGAUGAUGAAGACAGUAUUGCUCAAAUGAAGCUAGUUCUUGAUGGAGCUUUCACCAUCAAGGACUUAGGAAAGUUGCGAUAUUUCCUAGGGAUUGAAGUGGCCAGGAAUUGCAAAGGCACUAUGAUCAAUCAAAGAAAAUAUGCUAUUGAUAUAGUGAAGGAUGCAGGGAUGGAAAACUGUCAUGCUGUCACUUUUCCUUUCCCCGAAGGAAUCAAACUCUCUACUGAUCAAGGAGAGUUAUUAGAAGACCCUGAACCCUAUAGAAGACUUAUUGGCAAGUUCUUGUACUUAAAUCUCUCUAGACCUGACCUCUCUUUCUCUGUACAACAGUUAAGCCAAUAUUUGAGCUCUCCAAGAAAGCCACAUUUUCAAGCUGCUCUACAUGUGGUGAAGUACCUAAAGGGAACUCUUAAUCUUGGGCUUUUCUAUCCUAGUGAAACUGAGCAUCACCUCUAUGGGUAUAGUGAUGCAGAUUGGGGAAGCUGUAUGCAUAGUGGGAGAUCCCUCACUGGAUACUGUGUGUUCUUAGGCUCUUCCUUAAUUUCAUGGAAAACAAAAAAACAAAAGGUGGUAUCUAAAUCUAGCUGUGAAGCUGAGCUAAGAAGCAUGUCUCAAACCACUAGUGAACUUGCUUGGGUUGCUGGUCUAUUUGAAGAUUUAGGCAUCACUGUUCCCACACCAGUUCCUCUUUUCUGUGAUAACAAAUCAACUGAGUAUAUAGCUCACAAUGCAGCUUUCCAUGAGUGA